AUGGGUGUGGAUAUUACUUCACAAGACAUUGAUAUUGCACAUAGAGUCCCAUCUAGAAAUCCAGCUUAUCAUAAGCCCAUAAUUUGUAAAUUUACGAGAAGAUGUAUGAAAGAACAAAUUAUGAUCCACAGACAAGACGCUAGCAAAAUUGAACCGACAGUCCUUGGUCUGCCAUCGGAUGCUUCAAUAUUAAAUGCCAGAGUCUAUGAUCACCUCACUCCAAAAGUGCAAAAGCUCUUAAUGGAAGCAAAGAAAUUCCAACAACAGUAUGCGUAUAAUUCUGCUGGAUUAAGAACUCAACCAUCUAUCUGCGAAAAGCUGAAGAUUCACGCCCAAUAA
Molecule: messenger RNA, 339 nt
Organism: Paramuricea clavata
Lineage: Eukaryota; Metazoa; Cnidaria; Anthozoa; Malacalcyonacea; Plexauridae
Source: the annotation of a GenBank genome assembly